Clonostachys rhizophaga is the source of this 1026-nucleotide messenger RNA. The record is from the annotation of a GenBank genome assembly. NCBI's taxonomy places the organism in Eukaryota, Fungi, Ascomycota, Sordariomycetes, Hypocreales, Bionectriaceae.
AUGGCCGCUACAAUUCUCAUUACUGGAGCCUCUGGGUUCAUUGGUUUCCAAAUCCUCCUUGACAGCCUAGCUGCUGGGCAUAAAGUCUUUUUCACCGUUCGAUCGGAAGACAAGGCUCAGAUUAUUUUGUCCAAUCCGGCUGUCAAGAAGUUGGCACCUGGUGAUCGACUCCUCCCUAUUGUCAUCCCAGAUCCCACUUUGGCCGACGCCUUCGACGAUGUCCUCAAAGAUAACAAUGUUACACAUGUUAUUCACGUUGGGUCACCUGUGACCAACCCGAAAUUCGACCCAAAAACUGAAAUCUUCGAGCCAACCGUCAAGUUAUCAGCAAACCUUCUCGCUGCCGCACUCAAGGCCCCCAGUGUUCAACGAAUCAUCAUCACAUCAUCAACUGUAGCAAACAUUGGCCUCACCCCGCCCUCAUCUAUCCCCUCUGCUACCACAUCUGGUGUGCUCCCUGAUGUUAUACCUCCAUUCAGUAAUGUCCAGGAGGCAUAUGUCCUCGGGAAAAUGGUUGAGCUUAAAGCCUCAGAAGACUUUAUCAAGAACCAGAAGCCUCACUUUACUAUUUCACAUAUUUUCCCUGGUUACGUUUUUGGCCGGAAUGAGCUCAUCCUCGAUGCUACUCAAAUGCGAACAAAUAAUAGUUCCAACACCUACUUUAUCUUAGGUAUGGUGGGUGGCGAGCUCCCGUUUCCAUUAGCUGGCAGCUUUGCACACAUUGAUGAUGUGAGCAAACUCCAUCUUCAGGCUGCCUUCCUUGACCCGACUUCGCCGGAGAUUAGCAAAAACUGGGGGAUAUCUACCGAAGUUGACUUCAGCACCAUCUUUGGUUCUGUUGAGAAGGCCUUCCCAAAGGCUGUCGCUGACGGUAUUUUCUCAAAAGGCAAGAUAGAUACUUUUGCCGCACCAUAUGAUUGCGGUGAUACGGAGCGAUUCUUAGGGAGGCCUUUGAAGACCUUUGAGACGGCUGCAGUAGAUGUUGCUGCCCAGUAUCUAGAAUUGCUCGGCAAGGACAAGGCGUGA